CUAAGUAAAAUCGAUUUAGGUUACUAUGAAGAACACUGUGUUCGUUGCGGCAAUUGCCGCACAGGCCUUAAUGGGCGUAUUUUCUGUUGCUAUCAAGAUGAUAGAUGUUGAUAUAUCGGUUGAGAAGGGUACUAACUACAUGCGUCGCAAGGAUUCUGAUGACAGUUUCACCAUUGUUCCAACUAACGACUUCUGUAUUGGUAACGUUUUGAAUAAUGGCGUAUUGAUAUCCGAUUACCCUUCUAAUGGUAUUACAUCUCGCACUGUGAGUGUCCAUCGCUAUAAGAACACUGACCCAUGGACUGGCACUGUAAAACCUUUUGUUGACGAUACUGGAUGCAUUGAGAUCAUUGACAUAGAGACUCGUCUUCACAAGUUGCCCAUUAGGCAACGUUUUGUGAUGAACGAGACGCGUAAUUACGAGACUGUGACGUACACAUUGUUUGAUAUGGACAUUUGCGCCAGCGACUUUGACGAUUUUGUGAAGGAGACUCCUAAACUGCCCGGUACCUCUGCCAAUGCUGAGAUUUACCAUGCUCCUGCAUUUAAGCGCAUUGGUGCCAUAAAAUGUGGUGACCGUGUGCUUCUUGAAAGUGAUGAUUAUAUUUUCACCAGGUACGCGCAGCGUAGCAACAAUACAUGGGAGAUCACAACUAUCCCUGUUGUUGGUCGUGCAUUCAAGAAUUCAUUUUUACCUGUGGCCUGGGAUGACUGUCCUUACAGGAUCAUUGACAAGGGAUCUGCAUUUUUGGACUUGAGUUCUAACUAUGAACAGAAGUACGCUGACAUAGUGGUAUCAUGUGGUGAGAAUUGUGUAUUCUUUGACGGUUGCAGCAACCCAAGUAACAGGAUUGUUGACGUUGUUGACAACAAUGGUGUGAUUUAUAUGGGUGUUAAGUCUCAGUGUCUCGAUGUUAAGUUGCGUUUUCUGGAAAAGGAUCGUUACCUUGCUAUCUACUCUAAGCGUGUUGAUGGCAACUUUGAAACAUUGAUAUACCGCUCCGAAGGUGGCAAGCCAUUUUUACCAUACAAGCCCGUUGGCAUCAACAUUGAGCUUACUGAUGAGCGCAUUGAUGACAUGAUUCGUGUAGUUCAGGACGGUGAUGCCAAGCAGUAUUCAGUUCGUGCUCCACACAACCUUAAGUACACCAUUGGUGCUGUCAGUUACAAAGGCAAUGUUUUAGUUGGCAGGGCCUUUUUGGAACGCCCUGAGAACGUACCUUACGUGGUCAUUGAGCGCACUGUAACAUUUGAGAACGGUUUCACGACUAUCGACACUGCGACUGACAAGAAUCCAUCAAGUCAGAUCGUAUAUGUGACUAAUGAUGAGGGUGUUUGGACAUACACUUCCAAGCCCGUGGAGGUUGAGCUUUCUCGUUUGAACACCAAGGACCCCAACUUUAAGGUGACCAAGUCGAAUGAGGGUGAGUACCACAUUGAGACCUUGGAUCGUUACAAGAAGAUCGGUACUGUGAAGUACAAGGACCGUGUUGUUCACCAUGCUCACCAAGGUGUGACCAAGACUGAGUUGUGGUACCGCAACGGUGAGAUUUCCGUUAUAUCUCAUUUCAACGAGGACACUGUUUUGCACACUCGUUAUAGAUUUAUCCAGGGCUUUAUUGGCAAUGACCACCGUAUGUUUGUUGAGCAGUUCAAGGAGCCUUUGACCUUGCAAUUGGACCAGUUGUUUGUUGGCCAUCUUCCUGAAUACUUCUGCACUGAGUCUCAGGGCAAGUUUUUGAAGAUUUCUGUUUGCCAGGAUGUAUUUGGCCAGGUUAUGGGUGAGGUAAACUUUUUUGACCAGACCGUUGUUUCUACUCAUAGGUUUUACAAGUACCGUGAGGUGUUUGUCGGAUCUGAUUUUUUCUUAUCAACUGUGUUGGUGAAGUCGGUAACUGAGGACGGUACUACUGUUGUUGAAACCUUUUUAACAUAUCCUGCUAACGGUUCCAUUGUCUUCGUUCGUCACAACAAAAAACCUAUUGCUAUUGACAUUUCUCCUACUGCUUCUGUUCAUACUGCCAUAUCACGUACUCAGGACGACCAUCAUUUAUAUUACACCAUCAAACCUGAGUAUGCCAUUGGUUACUGUAUUGGUGAUGUGCUGUACCGUGGCCACACCGUUAUGCGUGGCAAGGAGAUGAUGUCAAGUAGGCGUGUCACUGUUCGCAUUGAUUACGACGAAUCGAAUACAAAGAAGGUGUUUGUUCACAUUGCUGAUGUUGACAACUUUGACCACAGGUCCCAUUCCUACAGUGGUGAUACUGAAUUGACCACCAUAACCAAGGUUCCCAGGAAGCCUGUUGACGUUGACAUUAGUUUCCGUGGUGUUCGUUCACCUCAGGUUGCCAUUGGUAUUGCCAGUGACACCAUGAGUUUCUACAUUCCUUGGUGUCAGUCUUCCGAGUACACUCUUGCUAAUGUCUAUUGCACUGGUAGCAAUGGCACUGUGGAGACUAUUUACAAGGACUUGUCCAUUGACGAGAUGCCUGAAGUCCGUGUUCGUGGUCUUAACAAUGGAGCUCGUGCUGUUGUUUCCAUUACUCCCAAGAACUCCGUGUGGAUGCACUCUGACGUUCGCAUUUCCAACAACGGUACUCUUACUGUGAAGGAAACAACCAACCACAAGGCUGACGGAUUGUUCACAUCAUUCUAUGGUGAAUUAUAAGCAUGCGAACCACGAA
Babesia bovis T2Bo is the source of this 2684-nucleotide messenger RNA. RefSeq names its product putative integral membrane protein. NCBI's taxonomy places the organism in Eukaryota, Apicomplexa, Aconoidasida, Piroplasmida, Babesiidae. The record is from RefSeq and is a predicted model, not a curated record. The transcript has a single exon. The coding region runs from base 26 to 2668 and encodes 880 amino acids.